AUGGCCACCAUUGCUAAGCGACAAAAACUGUUCGAUGAUGCGCUGCGUCUGCAGAAGUACAAAGUCGGUGAUUUAGUCGGACUGAAAAUUGAUAAAGUCGAUAGGACCAAUGUCACACCGAAAGUUCUUCCCUGUAAAAUAAUCUCAGUUCAAGCGUCUUCGAAUGGUAUGGAAAUGUAUCAACUAUGUACUACAAAAGCAAUACUCGACAAACGAUUUCAAGGAUUAGAUUUAUUGGAUUUAACCAAAUGUGACUUCCGUGAUUUGCGCGAUAUCGACUCAACAGCAUUACCAAUGACUACCUUCAUUCGAGCUAGUAAAGAUUAUGCCAGCGCAGGAUUAAUGACACCUGUCGAAGCAUGUAAUUGCAACGGCAACUGUGCAACUAAGAAAUGUUCCUGUCGAGCAGCAAAAGCACAGUGCGGUACAAAAUGUCAUCCCAUUAAAAAAAAACAUGUUCAAAUGCUUAGUUCUCAUCUUACUUUUCACUUCCACUUUGUAGAUAAUUUCUACAUUUCAGGUUUAUCUAUAGACAAAAAUAAACUACAGACCGAAUAG
Molecule: messenger RNA, 558 nt
Organism: Didymodactylos carnosus
Lineage: Eukaryota; Metazoa; Rotifera; Eurotatoria; Philodinida; Philodinidae
Source: the annotation of a GenBank genome assembly